Molecule: messenger RNA, 1394 nt
Organism: Daphnia magna
Lineage: Eukaryota; Metazoa; Arthropoda; Branchiopoda; Diplostraca; Daphniidae
Gene: mRpL1
Product: 39S ribosomal protein L1, mitochondrial
Exons: 5
Coding region: 155-1315 (386 amino acids)
Source: RefSeq, a predicted model, not a curated record
GAUUUCUCAAUCAUUACUUCUUUCUUUCAACCAACGCUAGAUGGCCUAGUAUUUCGCACAUGCCACAUCGUGUCGUCUGCUUGUUAGUAAGGGGUAAGGGGAAAACUAGAUUGUUAAGAAUACAAUUUUCACAAAAAUAAAAUACCCAGUCAAGAUGUCAUCUUGGACUGCGCUUCGCAGUUUUGCCCAGGUCGCAAGUGUUCAUAUCGGAAACCGGUGCAUGAUCCAACAGCAACAGAGACUGAUUUGCAGUUUGACGCCCGUUGGCUCUUCCCUGCUAGUUUCUCGUGUGCCUUUGUUAAAUCAGCAGAGGUUUGCGGCAAGAAAAGGAACAAGAGAACGUAAAGGCAAGAAGAAGGUCAAAGCAGAAAUUGCCAAGAAAGAAGAGUUUGUUCCCUACAAAGUAAAACUAGCUAGACUGCAUGUGCCAGAAGGUCCAAGGCGCCUUGUUGAAAUAAACAAACCAGAAGUAGUUGACGAUGUGUACUUUACAAAACACUUUAUGAAUGUACCCAUAAGUCUGGUGGAUGCAGUGCAAUUCCAUCGUGAAACAAACCACCCCUCUGUUUAUGAUAGUCCCGAGGCCUUGGUUACCAUGAAAGUGGAACUUAACAUGCAACUUGAAAAGAAGAAUCGAUACUUGGACAACUUCUCCAGAAUAGUGCUUUUACCCCACAGUUUUGAAUAUCAACCAGUACGCAAGGUACUUGCAUUUUGCAAAACUCAAGAAACACAGGAGGAUGCAACCAAAGCCGGUGCUGAUGCAGUCGGUGGUCUCGAUCUCGUUAAACGCAUACAGUCUGGAGAAGUGCCUCUUUCCGAUUACGAUUACUUUGUUGCGCACACUAACAUGAUGGCAGAAAUUCUUCCAUUAAGAGGGCUCUUAAAAAGAAAACUGCCCAACGUUAAGAAUGGCUCCGUGGGAGUCGAUAUGCCAAAGAUGAUUCAACUUUUUUCGAAAGGCAUAGAAUUUGCCAGUACCAGGGAUGCCUACGAACUUGAUUACGGGUUGGUAGAAGUCCCUUUUGGAAGGUUGACCAUGCCAAUGGAGGAGCUGGAGGCUAAUUUCUCCAUCAUUCUGAAGGACAUCGAAUCUUGUCGAGCAAGAACUUCUGGAUCUUUCGUCACUCGCUGCUACGUGCUUUCUCCUCCAUCUCCCGAAUAUUUCGUCGUGAAGACAGAGGCUUACAUAAAGAAGAAAGCAGAGGACACUUCAUCUUCGUCCUCGUCUGAUGACGAUAGCGACAACGAGAACGAAAAACCCGACGAAGAAGAAGGACAGAAUACAUCUCGGGCCCGAGUUGCUAAGCAGUAAAUAGAAAGCCAAGUUAUUUUGAACGACAAAGGAGCGAAAAGAUACGCUUUACUUGAAAAUAGAACUUAGUCAUCCAGUU